Molecule: messenger RNA, 567 nt
Organism: Pseudovirgaria hyperparasitica
Lineage: Eukaryota; Fungi; Ascomycota; Dothideomycetes; Acrospermales; Acrospermaceae
Exons: 1
Coding region: 1-567 (188 amino acids)
Source: RefSeq, a predicted model, not a curated record
AUGCUUCUUAAGGAGGAGAAUAUCGUUCUCUUCACCCCAGCUGUGGCACCUUUAUACCAACCUGGGAGAGACCCAUUUGAACCCCUUGGCCGAGCUCUUUCGAAACAUCACAGCCGAAUCAGACAUGUGCCGUACGUUCACGAGAUGACACAUGAGCACUUGACACGGCUUCGAGAAGCUCAUGCUGUCGUCGUUGUUGUAUGCGAUGCCGGGGGUUCUGCUAAGUCCGUCAUCUACGAUAAUGGCGGUGCUGUGAAGUGCAAAGGAUCGAAUCUGGAGGAGCAGGUGGCCUUUGCAAAAGCUGUCAAUCGAACUAUCAUGGACGAUGAAGGCGACAUGUUCCAUCUACCUGUUAUACUGGUCCUCGUGACAGAAGAUCCGAAGGAAAAGUACCGCGGGCAGACCCUCAAAGACAACCUUAUUCAUACCUUUGGUUCCGGAACCGUGGUCCAUUGUGGGAGCUACUCCACUGAUGCGUUGGAGAGAGUUGCAGAUAGAAUAUUCGACCACGAUGUUAUAGAUAGGGCACGUGAGCGAGAUGAGAGUCUAGGCAUGGAUUUGGAUUAG